Lutzomyia longipalpis is the source of this 1396-nucleotide messenger RNA. RefSeq names its product IST1 homolog (gene Ist1). The record is from RefSeq and is a predicted model, not a curated record. The coding region runs from base 86 to 1204 and encodes 372 amino acids. Gene Ontology annotation, biological process: protein transport. The transcript has 3 exons. NCBI's taxonomy places the organism in Eukaryota, Metazoa, Arthropoda, Insecta, Diptera, Psychodidae.
GAAAAAAAGUGGAAUGAGUCAUUUUGGUGCAGUCUAUUGAGAUUUCUUGUAAGAAUCAAAAGUUUCUUUUAUUCCGUGCUCCAAAAUGUUCUCCAGUGGUCCCAAUUAUACGAAAUUAAAGACACAUCUGAGGUUAUCCCUCAAUCGUCUUAAAUUGCUGGAGAAGAAGAAAUCUGAAUUAACACAGAAAGCGAGGAAGGAAAUUGCGGAUUACAUUGCUGCAGGAAAGGCAGAAAGGGCAAGGAUUCGUGUUGAACACAUCAUCCGGGAGGAUUAUCUAGUUGAAGCAAUGGAAAUUGUUGAGAUGUACUGCGAUUUAGUGCUGGCACGCUUUGGCCUUGUAACGCAGAUGAAGGAUCUCGAUGAGGGUAUCGCAGAGGCGGUGUCCAGUCUAAUUUGGGUGGCACCACGCCUCCAGGCAGAUGUGCAGGAGCUCAAAGUUAUUGCUGAGCAAUUGACCACAAAGUAUGGGAAGCCUUUUGCAGAGGGAGCCAUCGCUGGGGCUCCUGGGCAUCAUGUUUCGGAGAAGUUGAUGCACAAGAUGGCUAUUCAGGCACCACCGAAGCUCCUGGUUGAGAAGUAUUUAAUUGAGAUUGCCAAGAAUUACAACAUUGAAUAUGAGCCAGAUCCGCAAGUAAUGCGUGAGGCUAAGGAGGAUGGUGUUCUCAUUGAUUUGAGCGAUAAGAACAAUCUCGAUAGCAACAUUCCCCAACCUCCGGGAUUUAUUGGCUUCCCACAGGCUCCACCUUUACCGCAUAUGCCUGAGCCACCAAUGAGGAAGCCCUUUGACUAUCCAAAUAUGCACGGAGGACAUGGUGGAGGACCAUCCGGAGGUGCUUCUGCACCACCAUUCACCUACAACAUCCCCCCAAAUCCACCAGGACCGUCCGGGGAGAAGAAGGACCUCAACAUCAAUACGGAUUUCGUCGACAAUGAGCGUCAUUCACUUCCGCCACCCUAUUCAACCAUCUCUCCUGAUGAUAAUCUCCAGCUUUAUCCAACACUACAGAACUCGGCAAAACCCAAACCGCAGCCGCGAUCGAAGAUUCCACCGGACAUGGGUGAAAAUUCAGCGCAUCCCUUCCCGAAUCUUCCGAAUGUGCCCAUGGACUUGCCGGAUAUCCCUGAUGCACGUGAGGACAAUGAUGAGAUUGACUUUGAUGAUCUAUCGCGACGCUUUGAGGAAUUGAAGAAGAAAAAGUAGCUGCCGCUCUCAACAUCAAUCUGUGUAUUCGCUUAAAAGCUAAACAACUCGUCGCGGCAGCACUCGGACGCUAUAAUGAAAAAUAUUAAUCCGUAUUGUUUCUAAAUAUAAAGAAAUAUUUUAUUUUGUUGAAAUGGUGUAACUGUGAGGAGAGAAAUCUAUACACAUUUUAUCCACAAAAAAAAUGAUCGU